Molecule: messenger RNA, 2736 nt
Organism: Pogoniulus pusillus (Red-fronted tinkerbird)
Lineage: Eukaryota; Metazoa; Chordata; Aves; Piciformes; Lybiidae
Product: arf-GAP with GTPase, ANK repeat and PH domain-containing protein 2-like
Exons: 16
Biological process (GO): negative regulation of neuron apoptotic process; activation of GTPase activity
Cellular component (GO): nucleus
Molecular function (GO): GTP binding; GTPase activator activity; GTPase activity
Source: RefSeq, a predicted model, not a curated record
CCCCGCCGACCCCCCGCCGCUCCCCGGUAGCCCCCGGACCCUUAGCAGCCCCACUCCCGGGGCGGGUCCCUCCCGCUCGGUUCAAGCCCGAAGCGGCUAUGGCCCUCACCAUCCCCGGUCAGCCGCCGCCGGCGGACCCCCCGCCGUACCCCCCAAACCCGACCCAGCCUUGGUGCCCCCUCCUCCUCCUCCUCCUCCUCCUCCCGCCGUGCCCCCCAAACCCGACCCGGCCUCGCUGCCACCCCCCCCUGCCGUGCCCCCUAAACCCGACCCGGCCUCCUUGCCCUCCCCCGCCGCCGUGCCCCCUCCUAAACCCGAGCCGCCCUCGCUGCCGCCCCCCCGCCGUGCCCCCCAAACCCGACCCCUCCUUGCUGCCCCCCAAACCAGAGUCUCUCGCCCGGGGUGCCAAGGGCACCUUGGAGCCACCGGGGGAAGGGGGUCGGUCGCCCCCGGAGUGCCCCCAACCCGCAGCCGCCCCCCGCCGCCCGCUGCUGUGCCAGGCGAGCUGGGCUCACCCAGAGGCUCCCCCGGACGGGGCACGACCCCCGCUGCAGCCGGUGCCCACCGUGUCCUCCCCGCAUCCAUCCGCGGGCGCUCGCCGGCUGCGCCUGGCAGGUGCCAAACCCAGCAAGACGGUGACCACCAGCGGGGCCAAGCCUGGCAAAGGUGCCCCCAAAACCGUGGGCACUCGACUGUCCUGGCCCGAGGGCGAAGGCAAGAGCCGCCCCAAAGCCGGGGGCAAAGCGGGCACCGAGGCGGGUGCCAGGCAGCCUGCCCGGGCUCGGCUCUCCCCGCACAAGGGCAAAAGCAAGACCCUGGAUUACAGCGACCUGCAGCCGGGGGGGUUGGCACCUGUGCCCCCCGCCACGGAAACGGGGCUGAAGCGGGGGCGGGAGGGGGGCAGAGCCUCCACCCGCGACCGCAAGAUGCUUAAGUUCAUCAGUGGCAUCUUCACCAAGAGCCCUGCUGCCACCCCCACCCACCCCGCGCCAGCCUGGGCACCCCCUGGCACCGACCCGGCCCAAGGGGCAUCCCCCCAGGCCUUGGUCAACAGCCAGGAAUGGACCCUGGGCCGCUCCGUCCCCGAGAUCCGCCUGGGCAUCCUGGGCAGCAGCAAGAGUGGAAAGUCUGCCCUCGUCCACCGCUUCCUCACCGGCUCCUACGUGGGCAUGGAGCCCACCGAGAGUGGGCAGUUCAAGCGCGAGGUGACGGUGGAUGGGCAGAGCCACCUGCUGCUCAUCCGGGAGGAAGGCGGUGCCCCCGAUGCCAAGUUUGCCAGCUGGGCAGACGCUGUCAUCUUCGUCUUCAGCCUGGAGAACGAGAGCAGCUUCCAGGAGGUGACCCAGCUGCAUGCCCUGCUCAGCGGCUACCGCGCUGCCAGCGAGGUGGCCCUGGCACUGGUGGGCACCCAAGACAAGAUCAGCUCCUCCAACCCGCGGGUGGUCGAGGAUGCCCGGGCACAGGCGCUCUGCGGGCACAUGAAGCGCUGCCUCUACUACGAGACCUGUGCCACCUACGGCCUCAACGUCGACAGAGUCUUCACUGAGGUUGCCCAGAAGGUGGUGGCUCUGAAGAAGCAGCAGCAGCUGAUGGCAUCCUGCAAGUCCCUGCCCAGCACCCCCAGCCACUCGGCUGCAUCCACCCCCGUGGGUGGCAUCCACACUGGCCAGGCCAGCAACGGAGGCCACACCAGCGACUACUCCUCCUCGCUGCCCUCCACCCCCAACGUCAGCCACCGGGAGCUGCGCAGCGAGACCCCGGCCCCGCUGGGCACACCCAGCUCCCUGCACCGCGGUGCCAAGCGCCGCACCAGCCUCUUCGCCACUCGCCGGGGCAGCGACUCGGAGAAGCGGAGCUUGGACAGCCGCGGGGAGGGGGCAGGCAGCGGCAGAGCCAUCCCCAUCAAGCAGAGCUUCCUGCUGAAGCGCAGCGGCAACUCCCUGAACAAGGAGUGGAAGAAGAAGUAUGUGACCCUCUCCAGCAACGGACUGCUCCUCUACCACCCCAGCAUCAACGACUACAUCCACAGCACCCACGGCAAGGAGAUGGAUCUGCUCCGCACCACCGUCAAGGUGCCAGGCAAGCGCCCCCCCAGAGCCAUCUCCGCCUGCGGCCCCUCCGCCAGCAUCAAUGGGCUGGUGAAGGACAUGGGCACGGCGCCCGAGGGGGCUGCCGGAGCCUCCCCGGUGGGGCUCAGCCUCCCGCCGGAGCCGGGGCUGAAGGUCGCGGGCAAGGCUGAGCGGUCCCUGCAGCGCUGCGCCUCCGCCUCCAGCGCCAAGCUCUCCGAUGGUGCCCCCCCCUUCGAAGCCAUCUCCAGCCCUGGCAGCUCCGGCAAGGACCCUCCCCCCUCGCCCAUGCUGGACAGGAAGAAGCACCGCAGGAAGAAGCUGAUGACUCCCUCCAAGACCGAAGGCUCUGCUGGGCAGGCAGAAGCCAAACGCAAAAUGUGGAAGCUAAAAAGCUUUGGUAGUUUAAGGAAUGUUUAUAAAACAGAGGAGGAGAACUUUGAGUUCAUCAUCGUGUCCAGCACGGGGCAGACCUGGCACUUCGAGGCCAGCAGCUUCGAGGAGAGGGACGCUUGGGUGCAGGCUAUCGAGAGCCAGAUCCUGGCCAGCCUGCAGUGCUGCGAGAGCAGCAAGAACAAGGCUCGCAUGGACAGCCAGAGCGAAGCUGUUGCCAUCCAGGCCAUCCGCAAUGCCCGCGGCAACUCCCUCUGCGUCGACUGCGGAGCGCCCA